GAGACCGCUUCUUUCAAACCCAAUAUUUUUCCACCCGAUGUGCUGGCCCAGAUUGCACCCGAAGUACUACUCCAGAAGUAUCUGCAAAUUGGUUUACGCCCUUCGUUACGGAAGUUUGACGAAUUCAAGCCUGUCGUAAUCGGCCGUGCUGGAGUCGGAAGGUACGAGUCUAACGAGCCUAACGGCGACAUUAACGGUGUUGGUAGCGUGCUUGGGUCCUCGAUCGUGAAAUCAGGCAAGACUACUGUCAUAUGUCUGAUUAGCGGUGCGAUUGUUGAGGACGAUCAUGAGCUGGUUAACGACUACAGAACAAAGCUCGAAAAAGAUAUAAUAGACAGCGAAACACAUAGAGAUAGCAAAAAUGCGACCGUUUACACAGAAGUUGAGAUCUCGCGUGGCGGGAGUGGGCCACCGAACGAGGAGGAGAUUGCCAUCUCGCAGAGGCUAUACGAAGCCAUCUACCAUUCUGGCCUGAUUGACCGCAACGCUCUGAAGAUCCAGCUUGAGUGCAAGGGAGGGGAGGAGCUAGAACAGGAGUUCCUGCCGCAAACAGGCUACUCGUUUGUGCUAUACGCUACCAUUCAGGUCUUCUCGCGCGCUGGCCCAGUGUAUGACCUGUGCUACGGGGCACUUAUUUCUGCGCUUCGACAGACCCGUCUUCCUGCUGUCUACAUUGCUGAGAAACGAAUUGAGGUGGGGGUUCGUCGGGUACGAGUUGAGGACUACGAUCUCGAGUGUGAUGCCGAGAAAAACGAGCUCUUGAAAUUGAACGAAGAUAGAAUAUCUUGGAGCUCGACAUUUGGACUAGUAGAGCUGGACAAAGCCGUUCCUCAUGAUGAGGAUAAAAUGGAGAUUGACACGGACGGCAAGAUUCUGCUGGCAGAGCUGGAAGGCGAGGCCGAAGAAAACAUAGACACAAGGAUAAUGGUGAGCUCAAACGGCAGCACAUUGAGCGGCCUUAGUGUUUACGGCGCUGCCGGAGUCACAAAGGAGGAUCUAAAAAAAGCAUUUCAUUUGGCUAACCGUCGUGCC
This is a messenger RNA of Ogataea polymorpha, 1032 nucleotides long. RefSeq lists its product as uncharacterized. The annotation marks the transcript as partial. Gene Ontology annotation, cellular component: nuclear exosome (RNase complex); cytoplasmic exosome (RNase complex). NCBI's taxonomy places the organism in Eukaryota, Fungi, Ascomycota, Pichiomycetes, Pichiales, Pichiaceae. The record is from RefSeq and is a predicted model, not a curated record. The transcript has a single exon. Gene Ontology annotation, biological process: U5 snRNA 3'-end processing; nuclear mRNA surveillance; exonucleolytic trimming to generate mature 3'-end of 5.8S rRNA from tricistronic rRNA transcript (SSU-rRNA, 5.8S rRNA, LSU-rRNA).